AUGUCCAUAAACCCCUCCUUCGAGCAGGCCAUCAAGGUCACACCACAAGGUGCCAACAAAUACAGCGCCCACCUCCAACCAGAAUGGUGCAUUGGAACCGGUAUACUACACCCGAACAUCACAACCUACACAAAGCUAACAAUCCCAGUUCCACACGGCGGCUAUACAACAGCCGUAAUCUACAACCUAGCACUAACACACUUUGCACACGCACACCCAAAGCAACACAAGAGCCCCGCAACCCCGAUCUCAAUCCAGCUCUCCUUCCUCCGGCGCACAGCCUCCGGCCCCGCAACCUUCGAAGUAGAAGAUGUGAAACUGGGUGCGCGAACCAGCACAAUCCACAUCAAGCUACUGCAACCAUCUGAGAAGAAACCCGGCACUCUCGAAACCAUGGUCGUGGGCUAUAUCACCGUCAGCCCAGCCUCAGCCGAGGUAGGCAUCAGCGCAAAGACAGGCUGGAAGCCGACACCUGCACCAGCGGCUGGAUCCCGGGCUGACGGGUCUGUUGAUCUGUGCUCACUGGCACGGACGGGGUCAGACGGGUCCUGGAAGAAACUGAAUCCCCCGUUCCCUGAGUUCAGGAAAGCAGGGGCGCAGCUUGAGUUGUUUGGGCCUGUUGGGGGAUCGUUGCAGAGUCAGGGUGGGGGAUUGUCGAUUGAUCAGUGGGCGCGGUUCCGGCCUGGUGGGGAUGGGAAUGGGAGGUGGACUGAUGCUGCUGUUGCUUAUUUGAUUGAUAUGUUUCCUUCUGCGUUGGGUGGGUUUGAUACCAUGUCUGCGGAGGCGGCGAAGGCCAAUGGGGAGGAUGGGAAGGCUAAGAAUUGGUAUCCUACUGUUACGCUGAAUGUGGAUAUGAAGAAGAGGCUUCCGGUUGAGGGGGUGGAGUGGCUUUAUAGUCGGGUUGUGACUAAGGUUGUGAAGGAUGGACGAACUGAUUUGGAGGUUACUGUUCUUGAUGAGAGGGGGGAGGUUGUUGCGUUGAGCACGCAGGUUGGAUUGGCACUUAGUGCGAGUCGGAAUGUUGGAACGAGGAAGUUGGGAAAACUAUAG
Messenger RNA from Penicillium salamii, 1050 nucleotides. Lineage: Eukaryota; Fungi; Ascomycota; Eurotiomycetes; Eurotiales; Aspergillaceae. The record is from the annotation of a GenBank genome assembly.